UCGAAUUCCACGAAGUGUUCCAUUCUCUUCUUUAAUUUCCAAUGUCCAUUACCAAUGUUGCCGAAGAAGAAACAGAAGCAAACCACUGCUUUUCACCAUAGACUCACUCAUCUCUUUCCCAGAAUGCCCCUCCGGCGGCUACUCCUCACCCCCACUCUCUCCACCGUCAAAACCAUCCUCCUCCUCCUCUCCGCCGCCUUCAUCGUCUACACUCUCUUCUUCAACUCCUCAUUUCAUUCCCCUUCCCUCUUAUGCUCUCGUUCUACUCUCUCUCCCACCACGCGCCGCCACAUUGUCUUCGCCAUCGCUUCUUCCUCUAACUUCUGGUCCCGCCGCAAGCCUUAUGUUCGUCUCUGGUACAAUCGUAAUUCGACUCGUGCUUUUGCCUUCGUUGAUCGCAUUGCACCUGAUUUCGCUUCUGCUGAUCCUUCCGUUCCGCCGGUGAUUGUUUCCAAUGAUACCUCUAGGUUCCCCUAUACUUUCCGCGGAGGUCUUCGAUCGGCGAUUAGAGUGGCGCGGGUGGUGAAGGAAAUUGUUGAGCGUAAUGAGCAGGACGUGCGGUGGUAUGUGUUUGGGGAUGAUGAUACUUUGUUCUUUGUGGAUAAUUUGGUUAAGACGUUGGGGAAAUAUGAUCAUGAACGAUGGUAUUAUAUUGGGAGUAAUUCGGAGAGUUAUGGACAGAAUUUGAAAAAUUCAUUCGAUAUGGCGUUUGGUGGUGGAGGCUUUGCGAUUAGUCAUUCACUGGCUAGGGUUUUGGCUGGGGUUUUGGACUCGUGUUUGACUAGAUACGGACAUUUGUAUGGAAGUGAUGCCAGAAUAUGGUCGUGCUUGGUGGAGCUUGGAGUUGGCUUAACACACGAACCUGGAUUUCAUCAGGUUGAUAUGCGGGGAAAUUUGUUUGGAUUGCUAUCAGCACAUGCAUUGUCGCCGAUUAUUACACUUCAUCAUCUGGAUGCCAUGGAUCCUAUAUUCCCAAACAUGAACAAUACUCAGGCCCUACAUCAUCUUUUUGAAGCAGUGAAUGUGGAUCCUGGCAGGAUUUUCCAGCAAAUUGUGUGCUAUGAUCGUUCUCAUUCAUUGACUAUUUCAGUAUCGUGGGGUUUUGCUAUUCAGGUCUUUGAAGGCAAUCGGCUUCUCCCCGAUUUACUUUCACUGCAAAGAACUUUUAUGUCAUGGAGAAGGGCUGCCACCAUUGAUGCGAAUCAAUACUUGUUCAACAUUAGAGAGUACCCUAAAGAUCCUUGUAAAAGAAAUAUCUUCUACAUGCAGAAUUUAAGAACUAGUAAAAAUAAUGCCUUGACUAACUAUACUAGGAAGAUGGUCACUGAUUGUCCAGCGUCUGGUGCAAUUAAGAACCUGACGCAGAUUCGAGUGUUCUCCCAGAAGUUGGAACUUGAUGUGGAGGAGAUGAAGGCUCCACGCCGACAAUGCUGUGAUAUUAUUUCCUCUUCCAAGGAAUCGAUGCUUCUUGAAAUUAGACAAUGUGGAGUUGAAGAAUUAAUAUCUAUGUACUUCUAACCAUUUUUGUAUGCUUGUCUGAGAAGGAUAGAGUUUUAUAAAAGUUCCAAUGCUUCCUUGAGUGGUUUAAAGCCAUUUGGAUUUUGCUGUGCUGUCCAUUCUUAAUUUAAGGCGGGAGAAAAAAGUGGCCAUGCUUUCUAGUCUAAUCAGAGGUGUUCUUGAAAGAAAACAAAACGGUUUCGAGUUUCUUCUGGCAUUUUGAAUCAUCUGAGGUUGUUCAUCCGUCGGUCUUCCGAGGUUUAUGUUUUAAUUUUUUGUUUAACUGAGCAGUGAGUCUACGGUUGGCUUGUCUGUAUGAAGUUUAUGGUUAACCAUGUAAAUAUUUCUCUUGUAUAUCGCUUCUUUUAAGUUUAACCAUUAAUAAGAUAAAAGAGAUAUAACAAAGAUUGUGUUAUAUCAAUGCAUCAUUUUCAGCAUCAAGAAGAUCACUUAUGCUGGAAGAAAUUCUAAUCUUUUUCGCACGAGAAAAUGAGUCUGUCUCUUUUUGGAUUAGUAGGUUACACUCUACCUUGGUAGAAGGAAUAUUCGAAUUGAAAUUUCAUACCCUCUUUUAUCUGUAAAGCAUGGUGCUAUAGUCUACUACCUGACUGCUGGCUUUAGUUUUAUAUUGAAAGCCAUUCAAAUAUAUAACAAAGUUGGGAUGUAAUUUUGAGUG
Messenger RNA from Cucumis melo (muskmelon), 2173 nucleotides. RefSeq lists its product as uncharacterized. The record is from RefSeq and is a predicted model, not a curated record. Bases 55 to 1518 code for a protein of 487 amino acids. Lineage: Eukaryota; Viridiplantae; Streptophyta; Magnoliopsida; Cucurbitales; Cucurbitaceae. The transcript has 4 exons. Gene Ontology annotation, molecular function: acetylglucosaminyltransferase activity.